Messenger RNA from Talpa occidentalis (Iberian mole), 2511 nucleotides. RefSeq names its product TIMP metallopeptidase inhibitor 3 (gene TIMP3). The transcript is spliced from 5 exons. Gene Ontology annotation, biological process: negative regulation of membrane protein ectodomain proteolysis; negative regulation of endopeptidase activity. Lineage: Eukaryota; Metazoa; Chordata; Mammalia; Eulipotyphla; Talpidae. Gene Ontology annotation, cellular component: extracellular matrix. The record is from RefSeq and is a predicted model, not a curated record. Gene Ontology annotation, molecular function: protease binding; metalloendopeptidase inhibitor activity. The coding region runs from base 291 to 920 and encodes 209 amino acids.
CAGCGCGCGGGCGCUCAGACAGCCUCUCCUCCUGCGGCUCCUGCGCCUCCGGCUCCGGCUCCUGCUCCGGCUCCAGCUCCUGCGCGGGGAGGCCGCCCCCGGAGUCGUGCGCCCGCCCCCAGGCAGCCUCGCGGCGCCGGGUCCCGUCCCGCUGGGCACUCGCAGCGCUGCGCGCCGAGGCCAAAGUUGCCCCGCACGGCCGGCGGGCGAGCUCAGGUUGCAGCGGCCCCCGCGGCGGCGCGCACAGAACUUUGGAGAGGCGAGCGGCAGCCCCAGCAGCGGCAGCGGCUAUGACUCCCUGGCUCGUCGUGCUCCUGGGCAGCUGGAGCCUCGGGUAUUGGGGUGCCGAGGCGUGCACAUGCUCGCCCAGCCACCCCCAGGACGCCUUCUGCAACUCUGACAUCGUGAUCCGGGCCAAGGUGGUGGGGAAGAAGCUGGUGAAGGAGGGACCCUUUGGCACCAUGGUCUACACCAUCAAGCAGAUGAAGAUGUACCGAGGCUUCACCAAGAUGCCGCACGUGCAGUACAUCCACACGGAAGCUUCCGAGAGUCUCUGUGGCCUUAAACUGGAGGUCAACAAGUACCAGUACCUGAUCACAGGCCGUGUCUAUGACGGGAAGAUGUACACAGGGCUGUGCAACUUCGUUGAGAAAUGGGACCAGCUCACCCUCUCCCAGCGCAAGGGGCUCAACUACCGGUACCACCUGGGCUGUAACUGCAAGAUCAAGUCCUGCUACUACCUGCCUUGCUUUGUGACCUCCAAGAAUGAGUGUCUCUGGACCGACAUGCUCUCCAAUUUCGGCUACCCUGGCUACCAGUCCAAACACUACGCGUGCAUCCGGCAGAAGGGUGGUUACUGCAGCUGGUACCGAGGAUGGGCCCCCCCAGACAAAAGCAUCAUCAAUGCCACCGACCCCUGAGUGCCAGACCCUGCCCCACCUCACUUCCCUCCCUUCCCACUGAGCUUCCCUCGGACACUAACUCUUCCCAGAUGAUGACAAUGAAAUUAGUGCCUGUUAUCUUCAAAUUUUAGCACUUGGAACACUUAAAGUCUAUGCUGUCAUAUGGAAUUUAAUUUGAAUGAUCCUCCUGGCCCUAUCCUAGUCCUUCUUUUUGAUUUUGACAUCACCCAUUUCUACCUUGGAAUUUUUGGUGCCAUGCCAGAAAGAAUGAGGACCGUAUGCUCCUCUUCUUCGUGAUGAUAUAAUCUAUAUUUUUUUAGGAAAACAAAAAUCGAAAAACUAUCCCAUUCGGGCAUUGUAACACCGACCCUUCUUUCUUCUUCUCCACCUCACCAUCUCCCAGACCCUUCUCCCUCUGCCCUUCUCGUCCACCCCAGCACAUAAAAGACAUAGACAAGGAAGUUGCUGAAAAGCCGACUGUUCGAGAUCAGUCGAGGGCAGCAAGCAGAUAGACUCAAGGUACGCGGACGAUCUCACACACUGAGGAGAGGCGACUGCACGGCCCGCGCUGACUAUGUCUGUCUGUGUCUUCAUGUUAGGGUGGGGGAGGGUAGGAAGACACUGCAAGAGAGGGUCUGAGAUGACACAGCACACACAGUCCCCCCAGCCCCUGGCGCUGGGGUUGACCAGAUGUUUCUGAGUCUGGAGCAAGUAGCCAGGCUGGAAUCACAGAACUUUUUGUAGUGGGUUAAGAUUAAACCAUCUGCCUGAGGUCGGGAGGCAAUCCGCCUGCCUGGUUCAAACACUCAGGUGAAAGACACGCCAAUGUCUUUCCUCUCCCCACCUCCCGCAGGAUUUCCUCCUGGAAAACUCUUGGGUUAGAUUUGACCAGGAGCUUGCCUUUCUGUAAAUUGGAGAACUAGACAACACCACACACUAUCCACAGAUAUAGCCAAGUAGAUUUGGGUAGAGAAUACUAUUUCCAAAGUAGAGUUUAGCUCACCUAGGGGGAUGUGUUUGUAUACACAUUUGCAUAUACCCACACUGGGACAUAAGCUAAUUUUUUUCUAGGACACAGAAUUCUGUUCAAUGCUGUUAAAUACGCCAAUAGUUUAAUCUCUUCUGUUUUGUUGUUGUUGCUUGUUUGAAGAAAAUCAUGACAUUCCAAGUUGAUUUUUCUUUUUUUCAUUUUAAUUAAAAUUUGAAAUUCUGAACACCCUCAGCAUCCCCCUAACUGGGGUCAUCUGUCCCUCUCCUUUUCUCCUGCUUCAUGUUUGGGGCCUUCGUUGAACUGCCUUGCUGACUUGGCUCAGAUGGGACAUGAGAGUUAGUGUGGGUGAGGGGCCUGGGCACAGGAGGGGAAGCUGCCGUGUCCUGCCCUGGGUAGACGGACACCUUUCCCGGGUUUGGGGACAGUUCGCUCCUCUCCCCUCAGCUCACCCAUGGGUGAAUACCACCUCCUGAGGUCCUCACCUCAUGGAAUUAAAACUGGGGGUACUGGGGAAGCCUGACUGUGCCAUCAGCGGUAGGGUUAUUUUUUGUGUUUUUUGAAAAAUAAAACUAUAAUAUAAAUCCUCCAAUUAAAUAAAAUUAUUUUAAGUUUUAGUGU